AAAAGAAAAAUCUUUGACAGUCGAUUGCUUCGCGACUUCGCUUUUUCUUCUCCAACUACUGAUUUGGGGAUUCUCUCUCUCUAGAGAAGCAGCGUCGCCGCCGCGCCCUUUCUCUCUCUACCAAUCGCCCAACUUCACCGGUAAGCCCUUCCCAAUCUCAUCUCCCCUGAUAGGGUUCGCAACAUCUAUCCACAGUUUUCACGGUUUUUGUAUCAUCUCUUCGUUUCUAUUCAUUUUCUAGGGUUUCCCUCUUGAUUCCCUAGCUUCAUAGCAUAAAAAAAAAGAGAAGAUUUUUGACUAGUUACACGCUUUUUUCAUGUUUGAUUUUCGUAUUUGUUGUCAGAUCUGUGCUUGAUUGGAUUUGGGGGGUCGAAUUGUGGUAUUUGACUUUAGGGUUUUUUAAAAAAUAAGCCAUAAAUUGUCUUGGGUUUGAUUGGGCGAUUUCAGGGUUAGGGUUUUAUUGGAUAGGAAAAUUUAGGGUUUUAUAUAUAUGGCGGCAGGAAGACACGGGGGUUAUCGUGAUAAUGAAUUCAGGGACCGUGAGAGGGAUUUGUCUUAUUCCAAUGGUGAGUAUGAUAGGAUUAGAAACAGUGAUCGUAACCGGGGGAUAAGGGAUAGAGCUAGGGUUAGACAGAAGGAUGUUAAGGAGAGGGAAGUAAGUAAUGGUGGGUACCGCUCUGCUUCAAGUAGGAGUGAUUCUGGUAGCAGCAGCGGUGGUUCAAAGCCGUGUCAAUUUCCUGUAACAGUGGCGGAUCGAGAGCCGGGUGAAUUGUCAAGUGAAAGUGGGUCUGAUGAGGCUAUUGAUUCGGGAUCUCAAGUUAAGCAGUUCGAGGCUUCAACGUUAGAGAAUGGGGUUCGGCCGCCUGUGGAGAGUAAGAAGAGGAAGUUUUCGCCAAUUGUUUGGGAUAGAGAUGAAAAGGAAUCGAGUAAUACAUCUAGGAGUAGAGUUACCCCAGCUGCUACUAGUCUCCCUCCUCCGCCACCACUUCCUAAGUCCUAUCGUCAGUCACCUAACAUUAUUCCAGAUGGCGGUGUACGAAUUUCUCCCCUAAAAGAGAGUAGCCUUCAGAGCUCAGAACCUUCACCAGAUAAGCUUCCUGUGGAGCUUGGAUUACAUGUGUCUGCUGUAUCUGAGUCUUCAGUGGAUUUAUCUUCUUCUCCACCUCAGGAGCAGCGACGGGGUAACUAUCAGGAAACAGAACAACUAGAAGAUGAAGACUACAUUCCGACAAGGCAUAUAUCAGCUUCUCGAUGGGCUGGUGAUGCCAAUUCCUCAGCCGAUGAAGGUGAAAUUUCUGAUGAUGAAGAAAUGCCAAAAAGGAGGAAGAAAAUGCCUCCUUCUGAGUCAAUUGAAAGGAGGGUACAAAGUAAUUCGUUAACUCCUGAGCCCGGGGAACUUAAGAGAGAAGCCUCUGAAGGAACUAGGGCAAGGUCAUCUGAAUCUGAUGAAGGAGGUUACCGUGGUAGGUCUUCCAGUAGAGAUGAUAACCCUGUAGAUGAUUCUGACAAGAAUGAUUACAUGGAAAUAGAUGAGGAACACAAUAGAAAUGGCUCUAGUGUUAGCCAGUCAGAUACAGAAUCAGUGGAUGACCAUGAUUCUCAUGGCACACCAGAGCCUGUGGGCCCACCACAAAGAACUGUAAACAUGCUUCAGGGGUGUAGAAGUGUUGAUGAGUUUGAGAGACUGAAUAAGAUAGACGAAGGAACUUAUGGGGUCGUUUACAGAGCCAAAGAUAAGAAAACUGGAGAAAUUGUUGCACUGAAGAAGGUUAAGAUGGAAAAAGAAAGAGAAGGUUUUCCUUUGACUUCACUGCGGGAAAUAAACAUUCUUCUUUCUUUUCAUCACCCAUCAAUUGUGGAUGUCAAAGAAGUGGUGGUGGGAAGCAGUCUUGAUAGUGUCUUUAUGGUAAUGGAAUACAUGGAACAUGAUCUUAAAGGAUUGAUGGAGGCAAUGAAGCAGCCAUUUAGUCAGAGUGAAGUUAAAUGUCUAAUGAUUCAACUAUUGGCAGGUGUCAAGUAUCUUCAUGACAACUGGGUGCUUCACCGGGAUUUGAAGACAUCAAAUCUGCUUUUUAAUAAUCAGGGUGAGUUGAAAAUCUGUGACUUUGGGUUGUCUCGUCAAUAUGGCAGCCCAUUGAAGCCAUAUACUCAUUUGGUAGUGACCUUGUGGUACAGGGCACCUGAGCUUUUGUUGGGAGCAAAGCAGUAUUCUACAGCAAUUGACAUGUGGUCAUUGGGUUGUAUAAUGGCUGAACUAUUAGCAAAAGGGCCAUUGUUUAAUGGGAAAACAGAGUUUGAUCAGCUUGACAAGAUUUUCAGAAUCCUUGGCACGCCAAAUGAGACUAUUUGGCCUGGGUUUUCCAAACUUCCUGGGGUUAAGGUGAACUUCGUGAAGCAUCAGUAUAACCUAUUGCGUAGGAAAUUUCCAGCUACAUCUUUCACUGGAUCUCCGGUUCUCUCUGAUGCUGGAUUUGACUUAUUGAACCAACUUUUAACUUAUGACCCUGAGAAGCGAAUAACAGCUGAAGAUGCUCUUAAGCAUGAGUGGUUUCGUGAAGUUCCUCUUCCCAAGUCUAAAGAAUUCAUGCCUACUUUUCCAGCUCAACAUGCACAAGACAGGCGUUUGCGAAGGAUAAUGAAGAGUCCAGAUCCUUUAGAGGAGCAGCGUCGAAAAGAGUUGCAGCAAGGGGAACUAGGGACUGGUGGUUUGUUUGGCUGAGAGAAAUGAGUGUGCCUGGAUGCGUUUGAUAUCUCCUUGUUUCAGUUUUUAACAGUUUAAGCAAAUUGACAUGGUUGAACCAUUGAGGUGAGAGCCAUACAUCCAAAGGAAGUUGCAAACAUUGUUUGGAAACAAUCAUUCAUGCUGAUUUUUAGCAGGCAUUCUUGAGGACCUGGAUGGAGAGGCAUAAUUCUUUUGCCUGUUGUGCAAUCAGACCUGUACCAGGAUGACUUUAUUUCUCAAGCUUUGGCUGUUAUAUAGAAAUGCACCUCUGACACUGCUUGCAUCGCAAGGUGUGGCAAGACGGCCUUCUUUUGAGAAGAAGUUUCAAUUGAAACUUGUGUAUGUAACAUAUUUUCAUUGGUACUUUGUAAACAAUUCUCUUAAAAUUUUUAAUUUGCUUUUGAAUAUUGGAGAAGUAUGGAUUUAAUACCUACAAUCAGUUAUACCCUUUUUAAUCAUCGUAUUGUGUUUGCAAGAGACGUUUGGUGUAAAGAGGAGGGCGCGUUCUUCGCUUUCAUUGACAAAGAAUUUGACUGAAACUAUUCCACUUUGAA
Messenger RNA from Camellia sinensis, 3276 nucleotides. RefSeq names its product cyclin-dependent kinase G-2. Gene Ontology annotation, molecular function: protein serine/threonine kinase activity; ATP binding. The record is from RefSeq and is a predicted model, not a curated record. Gene Ontology annotation, biological process: protein phosphorylation; regulation of mitotic cell cycle. Gene Ontology annotation, cellular component: nucleus. NCBI's taxonomy places the organism in Eukaryota, Viridiplantae, Streptophyta, Magnoliopsida, Ericales, Theaceae.